AUGGUUGACUCUAUUAGUCGUAUCACUUCGGCACUGGAAUCAGCACGCGUGAUAACCUUAGAGGCAGCAGCCGUGGCCUCCUCCAAGCUGAGUGAGUCAUCAUAUACACACUACUCGCAGGGCAUUGCACCAGAACAACUAAGAGAUUUGCUGAGCUCAAGAAACCCAAGGGAGGUCAAGGAUGGACUGAGAAGACUGAUAGCCGUGAUAGCUUCUGGUGAUAACUCGAUUGAUGCCGAGUCGUAUUUUGCAGAUGUGGUAAAGAACAUCAUCUUCAAUGAUGCCAAGGUCAAGAUGCUGGUAUGUAUAUACUUGCAAAGAUUUGCUGAAAGAGAUACGAAUCUAGCUUUGUUAUCCAUCAAUUCUCUGCAGAAGACUCUCUCUGAUGGAAAUCCUGACACUAGGUCGCUCUCGAUAAAAGCACUUUCAGAUAUAAAGGUCCCAUCUCUGUAUCCGAUUGUGUUACACACACUGAAAAAGGCUGUCUCAGAUCCUUCUGCAACUGUUAGAAAUGAAGUGUCUUAUGCUGUCCUCAAGCUUUUCAUUGCGCAGAAUGAAGAUAUUGAAGAUGAGCUAAUUGUAUUGUUGAAAGACUUAUUAUCAGAUGCAGACCCGCAAGUCAUCUCGUCAGCUGUUUUAGUGCUGAAAGAAUGCUUUCCCGAGAAAUUGGAACUGCUAAGUGGCCAUUUUCGCUACUUUUGCAAUGUUUUGCAUGAAUUGGAUUCUUGGUCUCAGGUGGCACUAAUACCUCUAAUGAUAAAUUACACCAAAAAAUUCAUACCUCGUCCCACUGUUGUUGACACGUCUAGCCAGGAAUCUAUAACACUGCCGGAUAGAUACAAUGAGAUCAAGUUUCCUGUUUACGAUGUAAUGAACCAUCCCGACUUGGACCUCUUCUUUAGAUCACUCGAAAAACUGGUUUACUCAUCUAAUGCAGCUGUUAUAGUGGCUUCUUCUAAUGCCUUUCUGCAGUUGGCAACUCCAGUGCAAUUUAAGAAGUCCCGCUUUCCACAAGCCUUAAUGAGAGUCGUCUCAUUUUCUGCCAAUAGAGGUAUUCAGAUAUCGGUGCUCCAGACUGUCUUAUUACUCUCCUCUGUGGACUCUACAUUAUUCUCACCCUAUAUCAAAAAAUUCUUCGUUUUACCAUCUGAUUGUCCAACAGUUGGUUCUCUAAAGAUGAAGAUUCUCUCUUUUUUGAUUAAUGAAUCUAAUGUCAAGAUGAUUGUGAAAGAGCUGAAAUAUAUCAUAUCAGCUUCUGGUAUGCCAGCGCUAGUGAUUGCGGCCACAAACUCGCUAGCAGAGUGCGCCAAACUGUCUCCUGGAUGGGAGGCACAUAUAAUAAAAGAUUUGGUCUCUCACAUGGAAGUUGACAAACUUCCAUCUUCCGUCUUGGGUUCCUACGUUGACGUUAUAAGAGCCUUAGUACAGAGAUCACCUCAGCGACACUUGUCAAGCAUCAUGAAACUAGCAGAAGUGCUUGAAACAAGGAAGUCUUUAGAUGACAAAGCAAAAGCAGGUAUUGUUUGGUUGUUUGGCGAAAUCGCAGGCUUUGAGUACAAGAUAUGUCCCGACGUUUUGAGAAAAUUGGUUCCCGGCUUUGCAUACGAAGGACCAGAAACCAGACGCCAAAUUCUGUUACUUUCUGCAAAAUUACUAUCCUACGAUAUCGACAACUCUAAAGUGGAGGGCUCAGAUGAACAGUAUGAUUUUGAUAACUCCAGGAUUGCUCAAAUUUACAAAUACGUGCUUUACCUGGCCGAAUUUGACGAAGAAUUCGAUAUAAGGGAUAGAGCUCGUACAAUUUCAUCGCUAUUUGAGUCUGGUAAACAUGAGAUUGCCAGCCUGCUUUUCCAGGCACCAAAACCAACCCCAAGGGUGGCAUUAGCUUUGAACGAUUUGAAUGAAGAAGAGAUUGAUGAAGGCCAAUGCGAUUUUAGCACUUUCCGACUUGACAGUAGUGUCUUAGCUCAUCAUAAAAUGAUCCCAUGGAACAGCAAAGAAGAGGAGACAUCAGAAUACGUAGAGAUUCCAGCAACGUUGAAGGACUACUCUCGAUACAAAAAAAGCUUUUCUUCAGAGGCUCCAAACAGAGCAGGUUCAAGAUCAUUUGCCUCAUCUUUGGAACCUGCUACUCCAUCAUCUAACAUUUCUAGUACUGGAGUCACGUCAAGGCAGGGCAAAAAGUACCGUUUGCAAACUUUGGAUGAGUUCUUCUCGGAUAUUCCUACAACAUCCAAUGCAUCUCGAAAGAAGAAAAUCGUUCUUCAAGAAGAAAGCACUAGCGAAGAAGAUGAUAGCGAUGAGGCUGAACCUUCUGACGAAUAUCAAGAGGAUGACAGUGAUGAAACCAGUACUUCUUCUUUAUCAUCUUCAUCCGCCACGGAUCUUGUAUAA
Messenger RNA from Torulaspora delbrueckii, 2394 nucleotides. It is a transcript of the gene APL6, whose product is annotated as AP-3 complex subunit beta. The transcript has a single exon. Gene Ontology annotation, cellular component: membrane coat. Bases 1 to 2394 code for a protein of 797 amino acids. Gene Ontology annotation, biological process: intracellular protein transport; vesicle-mediated transport. The record is from RefSeq and is a predicted model, not a curated record. Lineage: Eukaryota; Fungi; Ascomycota; Saccharomycetes; Saccharomycetales; Saccharomycetaceae.